AUGUCUCUAAUUCUCUCAGUUUUCAACCAUCUAUAUCUUCCCCUUUCACUUUCAAUUCUUCGCAAUCGGUAAAAUCCUGUCUUCGUCAUGUAUUAAGCCAUGAAUCUCUCUCUCUCUGAUCACUCUCCGUCUUUCUCUCUCUAACAUCACCGCCGCUUCAUUUUUCUCUCCAUCUAGGGUUUUGAAGUUUCGUGGUUUUUUUUGUUGUUGAAGAAUCAUAGCAUUUCUACUUAAUACUAGGGUUUUCCAGUUCGCCUUUACGGGAUAAAGCAGUUUCGCAGCCAUAAUUACAGAGAGUGAGUGAAAACAUAUGCAUGUCAUAAGUGAAUGUCCCGAAAUACAGGACUGCUCAGGCAUUGGAGGAUGAAACAAAUAGCCCUCAAGACGGUUCAUGAUAGCAGUUAAUGGACAAGAUGGUUGAAAAAUAGGCUGUAUUACAGAGUAAAUAGCAUUUUUUGGUAAAUAGAGUUGUAACAAACAUAUUACAGGGUUUCGAGGUUCCUUCAGUUUUUUCUUUCAAUGGCUUCUAGCUCUCAUAGAGGCGGUGAUUUCUACGGUGCUGCUUCCUACAGAUCCAGAGAUGGAUUGAGUACGAGGCAAGUAGGUGGUUCAGAUGAGAUACAGGUGCGGAUUGAUCCGAUGCACGGGGACCUAGAUGACGAGAUUACAGGUCUUCGCAAACAAGUAAAACAGCUUAGAAAUGUAGCCCAAGAAAUUGAGUCUGAAGCAAAGUUUCAGAAUGAUUUCAUUAACCAACUGCAAAUGACACUGAUCAAGGCUCAAGCAGGGGUGAAGAACAAUAUGAGACGAUUGAACAGAAGUAUCAUCCAGGAAGGAUCAAACCAUGUGAUGCAUGUUAUUCUUUUUGCACUAUUUUGCUUCUUUGUGAUAUAUCUGCUGUCCAAGUUUUCACGGAGAUAAAGGCGAUCUUCUGCAUUGUUUUGUUGUUUCCUGGUGCAAGUCUUGAUGAAGAUAAGAGAAACACACAAUCUAUUCAAGGCAUCAUACAAAUGCUGCAGUGGUUAAUUUUUAGUGAUUGGGGACAGCAAGGGUGCAACUAUAGGAACUCCAUAUAUCAGUCUUGUGUAAAGUUUCCUUAUCUUUAGUAGCAGUGAGGAUUGUUAUUAGUUUCUUGUUUUCUCUUUUCACUUUUAUUUUUCUUUGUAAUACUUGCUAUAUGACAAUGAUAAUUGUGUGCUUAUCCUAGAAAAAAGUUGAUUAUUGUCAAUGGAAAAUGCUCUAUACUUCAUUUGUUUAAACAGCAGAGCCUGUUUUGCAGA
Molecule: messenger RNA, 1280 nt
Organism: Nicotiana tabacum (common tobacco)
Lineage: Eukaryota; Viridiplantae; Streptophyta; Magnoliopsida; Solanales; Solanaceae
Source: RefSeq, a predicted model, not a curated record